Messenger RNA from Chenopodium quinoa (quinoa), 2487 nucleotides. Its product is annotated as probable xyloglucan 6-xylosyltransferase 5. Gene Ontology annotation, cellular component: endosome; membrane; trans-Golgi network. The transcript has 2 exons. Gene Ontology annotation, biological process: xyloglucan biosynthetic process. Gene Ontology annotation, molecular function: hexosyltransferase activity. The record is from RefSeq and is a predicted model, not a curated record. Bases 619 to 1965 code for a protein of 448 amino acids. NCBI's taxonomy places the organism in Eukaryota, Viridiplantae, Streptophyta, Magnoliopsida, Caryophyllales, Amaranthaceae.
UAAAUUCAAUAACCACCCAUUUCAGAUUAACCUCGUAACAGUGUUACCUAUCCAACAUUACACCCAAUCUCCCUUAAGCCAUUCAUUCAAUAACAGAAACACUCAAAACUCGAAUUAAUUAGAUCUCAACUAAACCUAUCUAAAUAUUAAACCGACAUUGUAAUAAAAAUCCCACAAAAAUUUAAAAUCCGAUUCAAAUGACCCAAUCGCCCUAUCUAAUGAUAGGUAUGCUGUAUGCAUAUGUAUACAUGUAUAUUUAAUCUUUCAAUUAGUGAAUCACCUUGACUUUUACCCCAAAACAAAAUCAAAAACAAAUUUUUAAACCUAAACAAAAACUAACAAAAAAAUUAAGGAAAUUUUGUUUUAAAAAAAAAAAAAAGACAAAGAGUGGACAAUCUUACCGUCGGUGCUGACUGUUGCCUCCUUCCUUCCUCCCUCUUUCUCUUUCUCUCUCUUCUUUCUCUCUCUUACACCCCACCACGUUUCCCUCAAAUCCCAUAAUUUUUCACUCCAUUUUCAAACUUUCUCAAAUACCCAUUUCUCCAUUACUUUCUUACAACUUUCCCUCUCUUCAUUUCCCACUUCCUCUCUCCUCAAAGAUUCCACCUUUUUCCAAUCAUGGGUCAAGAGGGCUUCACCGCCCAGAAACGGGCUACCGGCGGCGGUGGUACUCUUCCGACCACCACACUCUCCUCCUUCAGCGGCGGCGGUAACCGGUCAAGGGUGUUACCCCGUGGCCGGCAAAUCGCCAAAACAAUGAAUAACAUCAAGAUCACUAUUUUAUGUGGGUUUGUGACCAUCUUGGUCCUUCGAGGCACCAUAGGGCUGAAUCUCGGUACAUCGAAAGUCGAUGCGGAGAGACAACAUCUUGAAGAGGAAGCGAGGCGGGUGAUCGAGGAGAUUCGAUCCGAUGGGGCGGAACCAGAUGAUGAGCCUGAUAUGAACCCUAAUACUACUACUUUCAGUUUUGGGCCGAAGAUUGGAAAUUGGGAUCAACAGAGAAAAGAAUGGCUUGAAUUGAAUAAGGAAUACCCGAAUUUUGUCAAGGGAAAACCUCGGAUUUUGCUGGUAAGUGGGUCACCUCCUAAUCCUUGUGAUAACCCAAUUGGGGAUCAUUAUUUGCUUAAGAGUAUUAAGAAUAAGAUUGAUUAUUGUCGACUUCAUGGGAUUGAAAUUGUGUAUAAUAUGGCUCAUUUGGAUAAAGAUCUUUCUGGGUAUUGGUCAAAAUUGCCAUUGAUUAGGAGGUUGAUGUUAUCGCAUCCUGAAAUUGAGUGGAUUUGGUGGAUGGAUAGUGAUGCAUUGUUUACUGAUAUGGUUUUUGAGAUUCCUGUUAGUAAGUAUGAGAAUCAUAAUUUGGUUAUUCAUGGAUAUCCUGAUUUGUUAGAGAAGAAAUCUUGGAUUGCUUUGAAUACUGGAAGUGUUUUGUUUAGGAAUUGUCAGUGGACUUUGGAUUUGAUGGAUACUUGGGCUCCUAUGGGUCCUAAAGGGCCUACUAGAAAUGAAGCAGGUAAGGUAGUCACUGCUUUUUUGAGUGGGAGGCCGUCUUUCGAGGCUGAUGAUCAAUCGGCUUUGAUCUAUUUGUUGAUCUCUCAGAAGGAUGUUUGGAUGAAUAAGGUGUUUGUGGAGAAUUCGUACUAUUUGCACGGGUUUUGGACCGGAUUGGUGGAUAAGUAUGAGGAGAUGGUGGAGAAGUAUCACCCGGGUUUGGGUGAUGAGAGGUGGCCGUUUGUGACCCAUUUCGUGGGUUGUAAACCUUGUGGGAGUUACGCGGAUUAUCCUGUGGAGAAGUGUUUGAAGAGUAUGGAGAGAGCAUUCAAUUUUGCAGAUAAUCAGGUGUUGAAGUUGUAUGGUUUUAGGCAUAGGGGUUUGUUGAGUCCCAACAUCAAGAGGAUGAGGAACGAGACGACCACACCUUUGGUGUAUGUAGAUCAGUUUGACAUUCGACAUGGUGGAUCAAAGUCAUGAGAUCAUACAAGGUUUUAACCACAAGGGUAAUACUGUAUAAGCUAACCUUAUUGGUUCUGCUGAUUGUAACAUGAUUAGAGUGGUCAUGUAUGAGGCUAUUCUUUUCUGUUUUACUUGUUAAGCUCACACAUCUCUCCAGGAUUCCGAAGAGCCCUUUACAAAACAGAAGAAAGUUUUGUGAUUACAGAGUUACAGACCAUGUUCUGCUCUCUGUCUGGGAUAUGUGGAAGGGAAAAUCCAUGGUUUUGACUCGAAAUCAAUAUUUAUUCUUAGUUUCUUAUUCUUUACUCAAAUUGUAUUCAUAUGUCAUGAAACGAAACAUUUUGUCACACAUUCUUGUAGUCUGUUUAUUACAUUUUCAGGAAACAAAUUUAUGACUUACAGUACUUGUUACUUUACUGGGUUUAUGACUUGCUGUUUUCUUUUUUCUUUACUGGGUUUGCAAUGUAUUGGUAGAAACAAUUGCUUCCAUUGGGAACUAUGACCAGCAUUAAUCAUUUGGUGUCGGGAAUUACUAUGCAA